Apiotrichum porosum is the source of this 492-nucleotide messenger RNA. RefSeq lists its product as uncharacterized. The transcript has 4 exons. Gene Ontology annotation, biological process: double-strand break repair via homologous recombination. The record is from RefSeq and is a predicted model, not a curated record. Gene Ontology annotation, cellular component: Shu complex. Bases 1 to 492 code for a protein of 163 amino acids. Lineage: Eukaryota; Fungi; Basidiomycota; Tremellomycetes; Trichosporonales; Trichosporonaceae.
AUGUCGGACCCGUCCACCCAGUUCCUUCACCUCGUCUCGUCCUUGCUGAGCAACCUCUCACCUUCCUCGCCAGUGCCCGAUGCCAUCCUCCUCCAGCUCCACGUCGUGUUUGGUCCGAUGCUCACGUCUGCUCUCCAGCUCGUGGACAGGAGGGACGUCGUCAAGGUCUGCCUUCCAGGUGGCCGUGUGAUCCACCAGGUCACUUCAUCUGCCGGUGCACCAUAUACUCUGUAUCUCGACCUGCCCGCUCCCCCAUCACCACCACCACCAACGAUUGCCGCCCCGGAACCCGUGGUCGACGCCGAGACUGAUAGGCCGGAAGUAUCCCCCGACAGCGACGCGCAGAACACGCGUAUCGGCGACGACGUUCGGUAUCUCAAGGCACUGUACUGUCCGUGUGCCGGGUUUGCGUUCAACUCGUUGACGGGUGGGAGGAAUGUGUUUGUGAGUGAGCCCCAAGUGGGGGGACAUGGGGGCUCUCAAGCACAUUGA